Molecule: messenger RNA, 549 nt
Organism: Abrus precatorius (Indian licorice)
Lineage: Eukaryota; Viridiplantae; Streptophyta; Magnoliopsida; Fabales; Fabaceae
Product: RING-H2 finger protein ATL66-like
Exons: 1
Coding region: 1-549 (182 amino acids)
Biological process (GO): protein ubiquitination
Molecular function (GO): transferase activity
Source: RefSeq, a predicted model, not a curated record
AUGUCUGAAGAGGCCGUAGACGUAUGUUUAAUUUUUGCAAUAUAUAUGUCAUUCCUCGUACUGAGUCAGUGCAACAAUCUUACGCGUCUUUUGAAUGGACUUAACCGUUCAAGCUCUUCUACAAACUUUGUUACUGAUGAUUCUAUACAGCUUCAACGUGGUAACUUAGAUUCCUCGCUCAUAAACUCUCUUCCUUUGUGUGAGUUUAAGAAAAAUGAGAGGGAACAAAUAGCAAUUAACGCUGAUUGUGCCAUUUGCUUGGGGGAAUUUGAAGAAGGAGAAUUGCUAAAACUUCUUCCUAAUUGCUCCCAUGGCUUCCAUGUUUCCUGCAUUGACACGUGGUUUCAGUCUCAUUCGAAUUGCCCCCUCUGCAGAUCUCGUGUCACUCAUGAUUUUGUUGCUAACCCAGAAUGUUCAGUUUCUUUGUACACGUUGCUACAAGGUUUGAGGAGGGAGGAUUUCUCCACAGAAAGGGCUGCGCAUUUCCAAUCCAUUCCUUCUGAAAGCCUUCAAAAUUUGGAGAUUAGACAUGAGCCUUGCCCAGAUUAA